AUGGCGGCGGAUGAGGGGAGGAGGGGAGGAGGUCCGGCGGUGCUCUUCCUCCACCCGGACCUGGCCUCGUCGGGGGCGGAGCGGCUGGUGUUGGACGCGGCGCUGGCCCUGCGCUCGCGGGGCUGCCGGGUGCAGAUCUGGACGCCCCGCUUCGACCCCGGCGCUGCUUCGCGGAGGCGCUGCCGCUGGGGCGUGAGGACGGCGGGGGGCUGGCUGCCGCGGAGCAUCCUGGGAAGGGGCUGUGCCCUCUGCGCGGCCCUCCGCAUGGCCUGGCUGGCCCUCCACGUCCUCCUCCUCAGCGGAGAGAGCGCAGACGUCUUCGUCUGCGACCAGGUGUCUGCAUGCAUUCCAGUUCUCCGUCUAGCCCGGACCCGCAAGAAGGUUUUGUUUUAUUGUCACUUCCCGGAUCAGCUUCUAACUAAAAGGGAAUCAUUUAUUAAACGUAUUUAUAGAGCUCCACUGGACUGGUUGGAAGAGUAUACAACUGGCAUGGCUGACUGUAUUCUUGUCAACAGUUGUUUCACAGCAAGCAUUUUCAAAGAAACCUUCAAAUCAUUGUCUCAUGUGAAUCCAGAUGUUUUGUAUCCUUCCUUGAAUUUCAAUGGAUUUGAUACUAUCAUUUCAGCCGAUGUAGCUAACAUAGUUCCCAAAAGGAGAUUCUUGUUUCUUUCCAUCAAUAGGUAUGAAAAGAAAAAAAAUCUAGUGUUGGCUUUGGAAGCCUUGCAUGACCUUCGUAGUAGACUUGAUGCUAAGGAAUGGAGUGAAGUUCACCUGGUUUUAGCUGGUGGCUAUGAUGAAGCAGUUCAGGAAAAUGUAGAAUAUUAUGAAGAAUUGAAAACUCUUGCUGCUAAGCUUCACGUUGAAGAGCAGAUCACAUUCCUGAGAUCAUUCUCUGAUGAACAGAAAAUAGUUCUUCUAAGUAGCUGUAUUUGUGUGCUGUAUACACCAAGUAAUGAACAUUUUGGCAUAGUUCCUUUAGAGGCUAUGUACAUGAAAUGCCCAGUCAUUGCAGUAAAUUCCGGGGGACCUUUGGAAUCCAUUGUAAACAAUGUGACAGGUUUCUUGUGUGAGCCUUGUCCAAACGAGUUUUCAGCAGCCAUGGAGAAAUUUGUCAAAGACCCUGCGUUAAAGAGAAUAAUGGGAGCUGCUGGAAGAACCAGAGUCCUAGAAAAGUUUUCAUCAGAAGCAUUCACUGAAAAAUUAUAUCAAUAUAUUCAUAACUUAAUGCAAUAAAAACAAAGUUGUUAUAUAGCA
This is a messenger RNA of Sceloporus undulatus (fence lizard), 1254 nucleotides long. It is a transcript of the gene ALG2, whose product is annotated as ALG2 alpha-1,3/1,6-mannosyltransferase. NCBI's taxonomy places the organism in Eukaryota, Metazoa, Chordata, Lepidosauria, Squamata, Phrynosomatidae. The record is from RefSeq and is a predicted model, not a curated record. Gene Ontology annotation, molecular function: alpha-1,3-mannosyltransferase activity; GDP-Man:Man(1)GlcNAc(2)-PP-Dol alpha-1,3-mannosyltransferase activity.